UAUCCUAUCCAACGACCAAGACCCAGACGAGAGUGAGUGAUAGCACCGUUAGUACCCAUCCAACGACCAAGAGCGAGAUGAUAGUGAGUGACACUAAGCUCCACUUGCUACCUACUUGGAAAAUGGCAGGCAAGGUCGUCGCCGGGAAGACCACUGCUGCCCAGCCCAAGAGCGUGGGGCGGCGGCUGUGGCGCUUGGCGCGCACCGUCGUUUACCUUCUGCGCCGCGGCGUGCUCUUGUCCGGGCGCAAGCUCGCCAUGGACCUCCACCGCAGCAGGGACGCCAGCAAGGCCCUCGGCGGCUUCGUCAACUUCCAGCGCCGCCCGGCGGCUCGCACUCACUCAACCUCCGUCGCAGCGAAGCGCCGUGACGACGAAACCGCCGGCUAUUGCAACAGCUACGACGCGGCCGACAUCGCCAGGGUGUUCGAGAUGCUCAACGACGGCGGGCACCUCUUCGACGACGAGGACGGGGGUCUCGCGUGGGCGUCGCCGGCCUUCGGGCGCAGCGCGGCUACGGGCCAGCCGCGCAUCACCGACUCGCCGUUCACGGCGAGCCAGGACCAGCAGGUGGACAGGAAAGCCGACGAGUUCAUCAGGAGGUUCUACCAGCAACUGCGCGCCCAGAAGAGCGUCUCCGCCACGCCGGAAAACUACGGCCACGUCGUCCCAAGGCCGGUCGCCGCUUAAUUUUAGAAUUAUGAGUGCUGGACUGCUCGAGGCGGCCGCCGGUCGCCCGGCAGCGGGAGCACAACGUUGCCAUGUCUUCUUCUUCAGAAAAUGUAGUAAAUCACCCGCAUAAUGUGU
Triticum dicoccoides is the source of this 806-nucleotide messenger RNA. RefSeq lists its product as uncharacterized. The coding region runs from base 78 to 689 and encodes 203 amino acids. The record is from RefSeq and is a predicted model, not a curated record. The transcript has a single exon. NCBI's taxonomy places the organism in Eukaryota, Viridiplantae, Streptophyta, Magnoliopsida, Poales, Poaceae.